Podarcis raffonei (Aeolian wall lizard) is the source of this 1029-nucleotide messenger RNA. Its product is annotated as interleukin-18-like. The transcript is spliced from 5 exons. Bases 8 to 616 code for a protein of 202 amino acids. Gene Ontology annotation, biological process: immune response; inflammatory response. Gene Ontology annotation, molecular function: cytokine activity. NCBI's taxonomy places the organism in Eukaryota, Metazoa, Chordata, Lepidosauria, Squamata, Lacertidae. The record is from RefSeq and is a predicted model, not a curated record.
AGCAAAGAUGGCUGAUAUAAUUCAGAUGUGUCCACUGCGUAUUGAAGAUGAUGGGACCCUCUUUUUUGAAGAAGACGAAGGUUUAGAAGCAGACAGCUUUAAAAAAUCUGAAAAAUGCAAGGCAGCACAGAUCUUCCGAAACCAAGAAAAUCACGUGCUCAUCGUGAGACCAGAGGAUGAUGCUGAUGCUAUGGCAGCAUUUGAAUCCAUGACAGACGAAGAAAUGAUAAACGAACCUGGAAUCUCGUUGAAUAUUCACAUUUACCAAGACACCAACCUGAGAGGACUUCCAGUGGCCUUCAGCAUAAAGUGGAACGGUGAAACUUACAUCAUGCAAAUCGUGAAAGACGGUAGCAACAUGAGGGUGGUGUUUAGGCCAAGAGACGUCCCAGAAUUCAUUCCAGGAGAAAAAAGUGAUAUGCUAUUCUUCAAAACCCCAUUUUUGAAAGCUGACAGACAAUUCUACAAAUUUGAGUCCUCACUGGAGCAAGGCUACUUCCUUGCCUUUGAGAGAAAUGAGAGGGACAGAGUCACACAACUGGUGAUAAAGAGAAUCGAUGGAAUAGACGAGUCCAUAAAGCUACAUACUUCCCCACUUCCCAGAAGAAAAAUAUAACCAUCGCAAGAAAAACAUAAGCAAAAAAAUACUAGAAAUGGAAUACAAACCAACAAUACAAACAAGUAAAACAAGUAAUAUAGAAUAUUGUAAUGAAAAACAUCACAUCCCUAAUAAAUAAAUCUUGGAAUAUCUAUAUAACACACUGCAGAGCCCCGAAGGAAAACACACAAGGUUUAUAGGAUCGCAGGAUUUGCAGUAUAAAGAAAUAUUUUGUUAUAAAGCUCUCUGUGUCACUUUUCUAAGUGGCUGUUUCAUGACUGUGAAUGCUAUAUGUAAUUUGAGUUGAUGAAUAUUUUUGUACAGAGUAUUUUGGACUAAGGCCUACUAUUCAGUGCUCCUGAGAAAGUUGCGUAAUAAAAUACAUUGGGCAUUUUAUAACUCUUAGUAAAGUUUCCUGCAUCUUCAUACCA